AAUAAAAGUCUCGAUUGCUAAUUGUGAAAAAAACCUUUCUUUUUCAUACAGAAAUUAAUAACGAUCAAAAAUUACAAUAUCAAACCUUUAAAAUUCAAAAUAACAAUUCUGUCAUUUCAAACUGGAUACGUAACUUUUAUUCAUAUACUAGAUGUUACUCCUAAUGGAGGUACACAUGCCUGUUUCAGUGUUAUAUUCGAAGAGCGUAAGUAUAUCGUUGCCUAGCAGCGGUAAAAUGUAAACAUAGCGUAAUAAGCGCUCGUUGAUUUUGAUAAAUGUAUCUGCACGAUUAUUUUAAUCCGAGUACGUAGUGAAUUGUUGAAAAACAUGGAAACGUGGAAAAACUCGGUUGUCACAGCUUCUGAUCGCAUUUUUCCCGGUUUAGCGUGCCAUGAUAGAAAAAAGGAGUUUUACGAUAUUGGAAAUAGAAUAAAGUCAAAUCUGCCACUCCAAAUUGCUCUAUAUUUGAAUACUCGGCUGUUUCCCAUAUGGAUUCUCGUUCUUGUAUACUACUUGGAUUUAAAAUAUUACGAGCUUUCGAAGGUCUACAAGUUCGUCUCUGUCGCGGCAUUUCUCACAGCAGCAACCUUGGAAUGUGCAAGGCUCUACUUGGGGUAUGUUGGCAAUCUCGGCGAAAAAAUCCCGGAACUGGCCAGCUUCUGGCUCAUUUCAACUCUGCUACAAUUCCCGCUGUUGAUGUUCCUAGUGUUCGACAGAAACUCCAUGUAUUACCGAAACGAAAGGAUCAUCAAUGGGAUAGCAUUGGCGUUUCUAACCGCCGAAAUCGUAACCGGCACAAUUGUCUUGAAAAUGUCGGCCGAUUAUCACGCCAAGCGAUUUUUCAUGGCUCAGAUGUACGGUAUCGACAAUACGCUGAAAUAA
Copidosoma floridanum is the source of this 882-nucleotide messenger RNA. RefSeq names its product transmembrane protein 17B. NCBI's taxonomy places the organism in Eukaryota, Metazoa, Arthropoda, Insecta, Hymenoptera, Encyrtidae. Gene Ontology annotation, biological process: non-motile cilium assembly. The record is from RefSeq and is a predicted model, not a curated record. Gene Ontology annotation, cellular component: ciliary transition zone.